Molecule: messenger RNA, 912 nt
Organism: Thelazia callipaeda (thelaziosis nematode)
Lineage: Eukaryota; Metazoa; Nematoda; Chromadorea; Rhabditida; Thelaziidae
Source: the annotation of a GenBank genome assembly
AUGGAUUACGAUAAUCGAAUAAAAGCCUACAAAAUUGUUUCUUAUGCUGCGGUAACUUUUUCAACUAUUGCUGUAUUAUCAGUAUGCAUUUCACUUCCAAUGGUGUACAAUUAUGUUUAUCAUGUUAGACGACAUAUGCGAUCCGAGAUUAACUACUGUAAGGGGUCAGCAAAAGAUAUUUGGACUGAAGUAGGGCAUUUAAAACAAAUGCCAAUGAAGCAAAAUCGAACUGCUAGACAAGCUGGAUACGGUAUUGAAACCGAUUUGGGAGUGAAUGCUGCAAGUUACGAUUCACGUUGUGAAGGUUGCUGCUUGCCAGGUCCACCAGGCCCUAUGGGAUCACCUGGAAAGCCCGGCAAACCUGGAAGACCUGGUGUACCAGGAAGGCCUGGAAGUCCGGGACGACCACCAAGCCAACCAUGUGUAACGGUUACACCACCACCAUGUAAACCAUGUCCACCUGGUCCGCCAGGACCCCCUGGCCCACCAGGACCACCUGGAGAUGAAGGACCAUCAGGACAAGCAGGAGCACCUGCUGCAUAUGGAACGCCAGGUCCGCCAGGACCAAAAGGAUUACCAGGACCGCCUGGACCAAUCGGACCACAGGGACCGACUGGAGAGCCAGGAGAAAGUGCUCCAAGUGCAGGUGUUCUUGCGGGUGAACCUGGACCUCCAGGCGAUAUGGGACCACCUGGACCACCAGGCGCACCUGGAAAACCAGGCUCAAAUGGGGCAUCAGGACCUCCGGGAUUGAAAGGACGACCAGGUCCACCAGGACAACCUGGCAUGGAUGGCGAACCCGGAGCACCAGGAAGACCUGGUGAAGUCGGUUCUCCAGGUGAGAGAGGUAUUUGUCCAAAAUACUGCGCAAUUGAUGGUGGCGUUUUCUUCGAAGAUGGUACCCGACGAUAA